AUGAUUCUUUGCUUCGUCAACACUGUUUUGUUUCCGGGGCUACAGAGGGCUGCAGCGAAGCCUUCAUCCCUCAUGAGGUUACAUAGCGAUAAUCAACGAUUGAAGACGCUACGCCGCUUGGAUCACGUUCAAGGAAUCUUUCCCGGCUUGGACCACGUUGUUGGUCGGCGUGGACUCAAGGAAACGAACCAGCAGAUCGGUUGGGCAAAUGGCGCCGAUGAAAGCAAGCGGGACCCAGAUGGAAAACCCCGCCGAGGGGAAGUUGUGGAAACCGUGGGAACGUGGACCGCAGACAAGGACGAUGAGGCGGGAGAUCUGAGCGAGUCGUUCCCCACCGCAAAAAAUGACAGCCAGCAAAUAAGUGACAUAAUAGAACAGAUCAUCAUGGAAGAGGCGGAGUCCGUCCGACUCCAGAAUGAUGGGAGAUUGAUCGAAGAAUCGUGGAGAAUGGUCGAACUUUUCCAGAAAGACCCUGCGCAAUAUCUUGCUAGUGGUUUCCAUCUAAAGUUGGACAAGGACGGCCGACUCCUGGCUACCACUGCGUUGCCAUUUUGGAAAGUUGAUCUGGCGGGCACCAUGAGAAGUUUCGCAGCCGCGGCUGCUCGAAAACAGUUUGGCUUGGAUCUGCAACAGCCAACACCGCUGCGAAUCGUCAACGGGAAAGGUGGUAUUGAGAUUGGAUACUCACCCUUGCCGCAGCGGGCCGCGUUUUCGGUGGGAUGGAAAGACACUGUCGUAACGGUUACUACAGGCAGACCGAAGCUCAUUCGCAUCCCCGUGCGAAACAGCAAAAGAGGAUUUGACACGACUCCGGCUAGAGGAAAUAAUAUUUCUGUUGACGUAAAGUCGGGCACCAACAAAGUCGCGACGUUUUAUGACUCGGACGACAAAGUUUAUGGUCAGAAGCUAUCCAUCGGCGACCUGGGCGUCCGUCUUCGCCACGAUUUCGAAGGCGACGUUUCAGCACCCACAAAUGUGACUGUGUCCUACAAGGAUAGGGGCAUGACAGUGGAGGCAGACCCUCCCGAACUGGCUUACGGCGUGUCUAUUUUCGGGCCAAAGGGGCGCCUGGAAGCAUCGAGGGAUUCAGACGACCGCCGGAUCCAUUUGAAAGGUCAGCUUGACGAUUUUACUGUAAUGUGGGAAAACGAUGCAAAAGACGAGAAGAGUCGCGCGGUUUCAGCAAAACUAGAGGUCGGAAGCCAGAAGGCAGGCGCCCUGGUCUCUGGUGGAGCAGAGCGAGGCGACAACGGCGAGGUGGGGGGCAGUGUAGGAUUCAAGGCGAAAGACACAGAUUUCAGUCUGGGGUUUCAGGAAGACCGACUCGACGGAAGUUUGAAGCUAGGCACCAUCAAGUACAAAAUUCAACUACGGGGGGGCUUGCCAGACUUUAUUGUUGUCAGCUGA
Besnoitia besnoiti is the source of this 1407-nucleotide messenger RNA. RefSeq lists its product as uncharacterized. Bases 1 to 1407 code for a protein of 468 amino acids. Lineage: Eukaryota; Apicomplexa; Conoidasida; Eucoccidiorida; Sarcocystidae. The transcript is spliced from 4 exons. The record is from RefSeq and is a predicted model, not a curated record.